AUGGAGUUCCAAGACGACUGGCUAGACAACUCCCUGGCUAAUAAAUCAAGAUAUAUACCCACAGAGAAGUUUCCAGAAGUGACAGAUAGAAACUACAGCUUUGCUGAUGACAUACCAGAGCUCGGCUAUUCAAAUUUCACGUCGGACGACUAUUGCUCGUCCAAUCACUCGCAUGUCUACUUAAACGUCACUUGCGAAUUCCCUAUCAAUUAUGCGGAACCCAUGUAUGGCUUUGCUAACGAUACACCAGAACUCGGCUAUUCAAAUUUCACGUCGGACGACUAUUGUUCGUCCAACCACUCGCAUGUCUUCUUAAACGUCACGUGCGAGUUCCCUAUCAAUUAUGCGGAACCUAUGUAUGGAUACAUCGCCCCGUUUCUGCUCGCCACAACAACGGUCGCGAACACGUUGAUCGUCGUAGUUCUAUCCCGACGCCACAUGAGAACCCCGACCAACGUGGUGCUAAUGGCCAUGGCACUAUGCGACAUGUUCACUAUGCUGUUCCCCGCACCCUGGCUGUUCUAUAUGUACACCUUCGGGAACCAUUACAAGCCUCUGAGUCCUGUGAGGGCGUGCGAGGCGUGGCAUUAUAUGAAUGAGACCCUACAUGGUUCUGUCAAACCCAAUUCAACACAAUCUGACUCAAUGUAA
This is a messenger RNA of Maniola jurtina (meadow brown), 651 nucleotides long. RefSeq lists its product as uncharacterized. Lineage: Eukaryota; Metazoa; Arthropoda; Insecta; Lepidoptera; Nymphalidae. Gene Ontology annotation, molecular function: G protein-coupled peptide receptor activity. The transcript has 4 exons. Bases 1 to 651 code for a protein of 216 amino acids. The record is from RefSeq and is a predicted model, not a curated record.